This is a messenger RNA of Erigeron canadensis, 1677 nucleotides long. Its product is annotated as protein NUCLEAR FUSION DEFECTIVE 4-like. The coding region runs from base 1 to 1677 and encodes 558 amino acids. Gene Ontology annotation, cellular component: membrane. The record is from RefSeq and is a predicted model, not a curated record. The transcript is spliced from 3 exons. NCBI's taxonomy places the organism in Eukaryota, Viridiplantae, Streptophyta, Magnoliopsida, Asterales, Asteraceae.
AUGUCGUCGGUCUUAAAAGCAGGAACUCGGCCACCAUGGGUUGGGCUUGCAGCUGCCGUUUGGGUCCAGAUGGCUGCUGGCAACGCCUAUGCUUUCCCCCUUUACUCAUAUGCUUUAAAAUCGAAACUGGGUCUAUCUCAACAACAGCUAACAAUUCUUGGUGUGGCUAAUGAUUUUGGGGAAAAUGUUGGAAUCCUUCCGGGUAUUGCUUCUAAUAAGUACCCGCCUUGGGUUGUUCUUUCUAUUGGUGUUCUUGCUUCUUUCUUUGGCUAUGGUGUCAUUUGGCUUGCUGUUAGUGAAACUGUACAUAACAUGCCGUAUUGGAUUUUAUGGUUGGCGCUUGUUGUUGCAACUAACAGCAGUGCAUGGUUGGCAACUGCAGUGCUUGUGACCAAUAUGAGGAACUUCCCACUCAGUAGAGGCACCGUUGCCGGAAUUCUGAAAGGUUAUAUUGGCCUAAGUGCUGCCGUUUUUACACAGGUGUAUACUACAAUUCUUAAAGGAUCAGCUUCUGCGCUUUUGCUCUUCUUUACACUCGGAAUUCCUGUUUUAUGCUUAGCUUUGAUGUAUUAUGUUCGACCUUGUACGCCUGCUUCAGAAAUAGACCCCACAGAAAGUGGCCAUUUUCUUUUCACUCAAUUGGCAAGCAUUGUUCUUGCAGUUUUUCUUUUAACAAUCACAAUACUGAAAGACGUUUUGACUCUAAGCGAUACCUUAUCAUGCACCUUUAUUGGAAUCAUGGUGGUUCUGUUAAUGGCACCUCUUGCCAUUCCUGUUAAGAUGACUUUGCUUCCUUCUAGCAAGAAGCUUAACCGGUCAGCAGGUUCUUCAGACAAGCUGACUAUAACACAUCCAUUGUUGACACAGUCUACUUCUGACACGAAUCUUUCUAGUCUAAUGGACGGUGAAGAUAUUUCAGAGGUGGAUGUGCUUCUUGCUGUUGGAGAAGGUGCAAUUAAAAUUAAGAAGAAAAGAAGACCUAGAAGAGGGGAUGAUUUUACAUUUCGUGAGGCAAUUGUGAAGGCGGAUUUUUGGCUUUUAUGGUUUGUUUAUUUUCUUGGAGUUGGGUCGGGUGUAACCGUUCUGAACAAUCUGGCCCAGAUUGGGGUUUCACUUGGCUUUAACGAUACAACGACACUAUUGAGUUUAUUUAGUUUUGGCAACUUUCUUGGUCGUCUUGGAGGAGGUGUUGUUUCUGAGUACUUUGUAAGGUUAAAGAUGAUUCCACGCACAUUUUUGAUGACUAUAACGCAAAUAAUCAUGGUGAUAACGUAUCUUACAUACGCAUCAGGUCUAAAUGGAACAUUAUACGUUGCAACAAUAUUAAUCGGAAUCUGCUAUGGUGCUCAGUUUGGUGUUAUGAUUCCAACAUGCUCCGAGCUUUUUGGAUUGAAAAACUUUGGUUUAAUUUUCAACUUCAUGGGGCUUGGAAAUCCGAUUGGUGCUCUCUUAUUUUCUGGGACACUUGCUGGUUAUGUAUACGACACAGAGGAAGCCAAGCAAGGCGGGUCGACCUGCAUUGGCCCAAACUGUUUUGGGUUCACCUUCUUGGUUCUUGCUGGUGUGUGUUGUAUAAGUGCAUCCUUGAGCAUAUUUCUAACCAUCAGGAUUCGGCCCGUUUACCAAAUGCUUUAUGCCGGUGGUUCGUUUCGUUUGCAUCAAAGCUUAGGCCGUUAA